AUGGAAGUACAUGAGCUCCUGCACACCGGCAUCAAGGUCGAUCACGCGUAUCAGGAGCAGCUGAGGGCCAAGGUCAAGGAGCUCCUGUCUUGGAAAUAUGAAGGGUUUGCUGGAUCACAACCUGUCAGCUUUCAACUGCAGCAUCUCUCGAACCUGGAAAACGAGGACUAUUUUGUCUGCGAGAAAAGCGAUGGCGUGCGAUAUAUGAUGAUUCUGGUCGUGACUCAAAAGGGACCAGCGGGAUUUUUGAUCGAUCGGAUGAACAACUUUUUCUACUUGCCGAUGCAUUUCCCGCUGUCGAAGCUGAAGCAAAAGUCCUCGCAGAAUACCCAGUUCCACAACGAUACGCUCAUGGAUGGCGAGCUGGUCAUCGAUGUUCAAGGCGACAAGAAAAUCAAGCGGUUCUUGGUGUUUGAUCUCAUGGCUGUCAAUGGCGUCAGCAUCGUACAACGUUCCUUCAGCACACGACUUGGGAUUCUGCAACAAGACGUUAUCGAGCCGCACACACAGUAUUUAAAGAGCCACCCACAGCUCCAAAAGUCUGCUCCGUUUUCUGUCGAAAUGAAGGACCAGCAAAGGUCGUACGGAAUGAACCUUGUGUUUCAGGACAUACCCAACCUCAAGCAUGCCAACGAUGGGUUGAUCUUCACACCAGUCAAAGAGCCAUAUAUGGCCGGAACCUGCACGAAGCUGCUCAAAUGGAAGCCCCCGGAUAUGAACACGGUCGACUUUCAGAUCAAGAAGACAUACACUGCGGAACGAAAGCCUCGCUAUCAACUGUAUAUUUCCAGGUUUGGCGUCCAUCGUCUGUAUGAAGACUUUAGCCCCGAUCCCGACACAGCCGAAAAGUGGAGGAACGAGUCGCCCGACGGACGCAUUGGCGAGUUCCGAUACGACCCUAAUCUCGAUAACGUCAUCUACGAGUCUGGGUAUGCGCCCCAGACGCGGAAAGGCGGAUGGGUAUUCAUCAAGUACCGUGAUGACAAGGACAAAGCCAACGAAGAGCAUGUCGUCACGAGCGUGAUUGCCAGCAUCAAGGACGGCGUUACCAAGGAUAUCUUGGAGAAUCGGGUCGAGCUCAUUCGGAAAAAAUGGAAGGCUCGGGAGCGGAUGCUGAUUUCGGCGUCGCCAGUUGCCCCACAACCAUCCAAUACGGACACGUCCGAGUCUGACGCAAAGAAUCUUUCGUCACCGUCUGGUGCGACCCGGCCCCAGCCACCGCCAGGCCCAGCUCCGCUGACCCGGGAGCGUGGCUCGACAUCCAGCCCCCAGUCCGAGCGGGUGGCCACCAAACGAGUCAAAGUCGAUCCCAGUACCAGCGACGAAGCGAUAGCGCCUGAGUCUGAUAGUACGAGACAAAAGUCCGUUUCCGAGAAGCUGCUGGAGCAACGCCUGUCUCCGCUGAAGAGUGUGCCGAGCAGCAAGCCUGAGGACAGCGCACCGGCUCAGAGAGAUACUCCAGAUCGGUCACCCGUGCGCAUCGGCGCUCCGAACCGAAUACCUGAAGUGAACGGGACUGCCGCACCGUCUCCUGAUCUGCCUGCUGCCAUAAACCAGUCCCCCAGCACUGGCCCCGUCCUCGAUCAGCACGGCGACGACGACGCACUAUCCUCUGGGGGGAUCCCAGAACUCUCAGCGUCUCAAGUCUGCAACCCCCGACACAGAAGCCCCACAGCUUUUUCGGCCUCCGACCGCUGUCUCAGCAGCAGCAGCAGCAGCAGCAGCAGCAGCAACGCCGAUACAGACGACCGGUCCAUCUGCUCCUCCUGGAAGCGUGGCGGUCCAACCCGGCGCUGCCCCGAUCACUCCGGGGCCUCGGUCUCCAGCACCGCCGACGAUCCAUCCAAGAGCUUGGCGUCCGCGCGAAACCUGGUGAUCCAGCUGGGUUCCGGCCGCAGACACCAUCGCACGGUUACCCUCCGCCGCAGCUUUUACUGGCUCCUCCCCAUCCUCAACAGCCCGCUCGCAGCCCAUUAUCCCAGCCGCCCCACCAUCAGUUCCAGCCGCACCCCCAUGCCGUCCCUCAGCAUCAGCCUCAGCCUCAGCCGCACCAACUCUCGCCGCACCCUCAACUGCAACUGCAGCCGCACCCCCAGUCCCAGCCGCAGCCCCAGCUUCAACAACCUCCCCAACAGUCGCCCCAACACCCAUCCCAGCCUCAGCCGCAACUCCAACACCCGCCCUCGCAUCAACCCCAGCAGCCUCACACGGGCCAUCCCGCUGGCUACGGCCAUCCCCAAGGCCAUCUCUCCAAUGCACAGGCCCCUCCGGCUCAGUAUCCCUACCCCUAUCCGCAAAUCUCGCCCACGGGCCAGCGCCCACCCUAUCCCCACUAUCCUUCGCAUCACCCACCGCCACAACAUCCACAGCCGACCCUGCACCCCCAUCCUCAGCCUCUACAACAACAGCAGCAACAACAGCAACAGCAGCAGCAGCAACAGCAGCAACAACAACAACAGCAGCAGCAGCAGCAGAAGCAGCCCCAUCUGCAGCCUUCACCAGUCACACAAUACCCAUCAAACUACCCGCCGCCCCGAUGGAGGUGCCGUCUCGGCCUGUGUCUCAGGCAAGCCAACCUCGGCCCGAAAUCCGUGCGGCAGCCAAGGCAGGGCCGCAGCCAUCUCUGGCCUCUCCCGCAAACUCGCCGACAAUCACCACCCAUCCGGAGAUGGGCCGUUCCGAGUCUGA
Molecule: messenger RNA, 2688 nt
Organism: Polychytrium aggregatum
Lineage: Eukaryota; Fungi; Chytridiomycota; Chytridiomycetes; Polychytriales
Product: mRNA capping enzyme, catalytic domain-containing protein
Exons: 18
Coding region: 1-2688 (895 amino acids)
Biological process (GO): 7-methylguanosine mRNA capping
Molecular function (GO): ATP binding; mRNA guanylyltransferase activity
Source: RefSeq, a predicted model, not a curated record